Ilyonectria robusta is the source of this 1812-nucleotide messenger RNA. RefSeq names its product glycoside hydrolase superfamily. Gene Ontology annotation, biological process: glucan catabolic process. The transcript has a single exon. The coding region runs from base 1 to 1812 and encodes 603 amino acids. The record is from RefSeq and is a predicted model, not a curated record. Lineage: Eukaryota; Fungi; Ascomycota; Sordariomycetes; Hypocreales; Nectriaceae. Gene Ontology annotation, molecular function: beta-glucosidase activity.
AUGAAUCGCCGGGACGAAGCUCUUCCUGUGUACAGGAACUCCUCUUAUUGCGUGAGUGAGCGUGUUGAGGAUCUCAUCGGGCGCAUGACCCUAGAAGAGAAGGCUGGUCAGAUGUUUCAGCAGAUGCUCUUCGUAGGGGAGAACAACACUCUGUUCCAAGGUGGCGGCGGGUACAACAGCACCAAGGUUGCCAUCGGCGACAUGUAUAUGACGCACUUCAACCUCGUCGCAGACAUUGAAGACGCUCAGGCGGUGGCAGAGUUUACCAACCUCAUCCAAGAAACCGCAUUGCAGACCCGCCUUGGUAUCCCAGUCACACUCUCCACGGACCCUCGCCACAGCUUCACUGAGCAUAUUGGCACUGGAUUCCAAGCCGGCGUCUUCUCGGAGUGGCCAGAGUCCCUCGGUCUAGCUGCGCUCCGUGAUCCCGAACUCGUCAAGAAGUUCGCCGAGGUUGCGCGUGAGGAAUACAUCGCAGUUGGCCUCCGUGCUGCCCUCCACCCCCAGGUCGACCUCUCAACGGAGCCUCGCUGGGCUCGUAUCAAGGGAACUUGGGGUGAAGAUGCCACCCUUACCAGUGAGCUCUUGGUGGCAUACAUCAAGGGGUUCCAGGGAGAAGAGCUCGGCCCCUACUCCGUCUCCACCGUCACCAAGCACUUCCCCGGCGGUGGCCCCUUGGAGAAUGGCGAGGAUUCGCACUUCAACUAUGGGAAAAACCAGACGUACCCUGGAAACAAUUUCGACUACUUCUUAACUCCCUUCAAGGCCGCCAUUGCCGCUGGUGCCAGGCAGAUGAUGCCUUACUACUCCCGCCCCAUCGGCACCAAGUACGAAGAGGUUGGCUUCUCCUUCAACAAGGGAAUCGUAACAGGACUCCUGAAAGAGGAGCUCGGUUUUGAGGGCAUCGUUCUUACGGAUUGGGGCUUGAUCACCGACGCCGAGAUGGACGGAGGUAUUUUCGAAGCGCGAGCGUGGGGCGUUGAGCAUCUCUCUGGCUUGGAGCGGGCAGCUAAGAUCCUCAACGCUGGCUGCGACCAGUUCGGCGGCGAAGAGCGUACCGAUCUUGUUAUCCAACUGGUCAAUGAUGGUAUCAUCUCCGAGGAGCGUAUUGAUACGUCGGUCCGAAAACUCCUGCGUGAGAAGUUUAUCCUUGGUCUCUUUGAUAACCCAUUUGUCGACCCGGAGGCUGCUGCUAGAAUCGUCGGAAACGACUACUUUGUUCGUCUUGGCGAAGAUGCGCAGCGUCGAUCCUACACGCUGCUUUCUAACAAGGACAGCAUUCUACCUCUGACAAACCUCCCCGAGAAGACAAAGUUCUACAUCGAGGGCUUCAACGCGACUUUCAUCGAGAACCGAAACUUUACUGCCGUCGAAACUCCCGAAGAGGCCGACUUUGCGUUGCUCCGCCUCACAGCACCUUAUGAGCCUCGAUAUGGUGUCUUCGAGGCAAACAUGAACGCCGGAUCGCUUGCGUACAACUCCACUGAGCAGAAACGCCAGGCGGCUAUUUAUAACACCGUGCCCACGAUCGUCGACAUCAUCCUGGACAGACCCGCUGUCAUCCCCGAAGUUGUUGAGAAGGCCGCUGCUGUGCUGGGAAGCUAUGGCAGUAGCACCGAGGCAUUCCUAGACGUGAUUCUGGGAGAGAGCAGCCCCGGAGGAAAGUUGCCAUUCGACCUACCUCGCUCAAUGGAAGCCGUCGAGAACAACAUGGAGGACGUGCCUUUUGACACCCGCAACCCGGUCUUCAAGUUUGGCCAUGGGCUGAGCUAUGCUAAUAAGUGUGGGGAUUCUGAAGCAAAAUGCUCUUGA